AUGGGGCUUGUGAAAAAAAGGAAAACUACAAAUUCAACGGCCGAGCAACAAAAUUCGCAGGGGUCAGCGCAACCUGCAUCUCGCGAUACGCGUCCCGUCGACAUUUCGCAAAAAGAAGAAACGGAAAUUCUGCAGUCCGCAAAAGAUUUUGCGAAAAAAUGCAAAGAAAAUUUUGAAGACGGAACGUUAAAUUGGUUAAUUGGGUUUAACUGUUUGUCAUUACUUCUCUACAUCUUCCACAUUUUGACCAACAUUUGUUCGCUUUAUCACUUUCACACCAAAGGAGACAGUUGGUAUUUCCGGUGCACCUUGGCAUUUUGGUUAAUCUCUGCAGGUAGUGCGACUCUAAGAAGUUUUUGGUUUUACAAUCCCGGUUGGCCGAAGAAAAAAAAUGAAGACAUAUUUGACCCCAGAGAUCAUUUGCCAGAAGAGGAAUCUAAUUUCAGCUUUACAAUGAAGUGGUUUUUGGGUUUAUUCUGUCCUAUUCCGAGGUAUUGGGAUGCCAUUAAAUACGCUUGGAAAGCAAAACAAGCCAAGAAAACGGACGACGAGGCGCACAACAUGUAUUUCCUCGCAAUGAUUUGGGAAGAUGCCGAGUUACUACAACUGCGCCAAUUUGACAGUUUCAUGGAAUCAGCACCUCAAUUAUUGCUCGGCCUGUACAUCGCCAUCAAACAAAAAUCCCUUAUUGGAUAUUCAUCGAUAUUGAAAAUCGUCACUAUCGGCAGCUUGUCGUGGGCAUUACUCUCGUACGAUAACAAAAUCUGCUUAAUGAAUGGAAAACGUGAUGAUGCGGACCAACCGAGCCGAGCAAAUGUCAUCAGAAUUGACUUCACGAAUGAAUCAGAGAAAAAUAAUGUCAUUAAUUGCAUCAAAAACAUCAACUGGAAAGAGAGCGCUCUCUCAUUUUUCGCUCAUUUCUCUUGGAUAGUGGCCCGAUUCAUGGUUUUGAGUUUGUUCGCGACUGUUCACGGUUGGGUUAUUUGGAUGGCCUGCUUUUCUCACAUCAUCCUAAUUGUAAUUUGGCACAGGGGGGAAAACUACUAUUUCAUGGACUCGCUGAGAUUGUCAUUUCUCCACGUUUUCGCUUACUUGUACCCACUCGAAAAGGAGUCUGAUCAAAAGAAACACCCCCGUUUCUCACCUUUGAUGUAUCUGACUGCCUGCGUCUGCGAGAAUCUGUUUCUCAUGUUACAGUGGAGCCAAAGUUUCAACGAAGACAAGGGAAUCAAUCUUAAAAUCUCAUCCAUCUUAUACUUCCCUUGGAGUGAUUGGAAAUUCUUCCUCCCCUGGAUCGGACAUAUUUUGAUGUUUAUUUUAAGUUAUAUUUUGUUUCGGUUGCUUGACAAACAUCGAAAGCCUUUAUCCCCUGUCACUCCUGUCAGUUCUAUCCCUAUUUAGUCGUUCUUUGGCCGCACUAAGAGAAAUAGUUUUAAACCCCUUGUUAGAAGAUAACAAUAAAUAUCGCCCGUGUUAGUUCGAUUAAUUUCCCCUUCCAAUUAUGCAUCACUUAUACUCUGUCUAAGUAGUACUAUUAAUACACGGUCUUCAUCAAUUU
Messenger RNA from Daphnia pulex (common water flea), 1558 nucleotides. RefSeq names its product XK-related protein 6-like. The record is from RefSeq and is a predicted model, not a curated record. Gene Ontology annotation, cellular component: plasma membrane. NCBI's taxonomy places the organism in Eukaryota, Metazoa, Arthropoda, Branchiopoda, Diplostraca, Daphniidae. The coding region runs from base 1 to 1401 and encodes 466 amino acids. The transcript has 5 exons. Gene Ontology annotation, biological process: phosphatidylserine exposure on apoptotic cell surface; apoptotic process involved in development; engulfment of apoptotic cell.